Physella acuta is the source of this 2323-nucleotide messenger RNA. RefSeq lists its product as uncharacterized. Gene Ontology annotation, cellular component: nucleus. Gene Ontology annotation, molecular function: single-stranded RNA binding. The record is from RefSeq and is a predicted model, not a curated record. NCBI's taxonomy places the organism in Eukaryota, Metazoa, Mollusca, Gastropoda, Physidae. Gene Ontology annotation, biological process: regulation of alternative mRNA splicing, via spliceosome.
CCGGAUACACAGACGAAAAUCCUUAGAAAAAAUGGCUCUGACAGAAGACAGCAGGACGCUAUGGAUCGGAAAUCUUGAAGAUAGAGUGACAGAAGAGCUGUUGUAUGAGCUGUUUUUACAAACAGGUCCCAUUGAAAGGCUGAUCCUCCCCACUGAAGGUGAAGGUGAGGAGAAGAAACAUAUGGGGCAUGCAUACGUUGUUUUCCAACAUCCAGAAUCUGUACAGUAUGCCUCACAGGUAAUGGAGGGCUCAUCUUUAUUUGCACAUCCCCUUGCAAUCAAAGCUAGGGCACUCCCAGCCAAUUAUAAAAAGACAAACCUCAAUGCCCAGGCCAAAGGACGAUAUGACAACAGCUCAUUACGCGGGGGCAUGAACAAAUCGAGCACAUGGCAUGGAGGAAAUGAUUUUGCACCACGGGGUAGGGGCAACUUUAGGAAUAACCGUGGAGGCGUUUCAAAUUAUGCCCAGAACACAACUUACAACACAGGCUACAACUAUAACACCACAGGAAGUCAGCUAGCUAAUUCAGGGUACUGGAUGACUGGUCAGCAGCAGGCAAGUACAGACACAACCCAGACCACGUACAGCACGUCCAACACCUCCCUGGACGACAAGAGGCAGAGGCUGUUGCAGCAGCAGAGCGCGACGCUGGAGGCCCACCGCCAGAUGCAGCAGGGCGUGAUGAACAUGUACAUGGGCCAGAGCCAGUGGAACAACAGUGGCUACAGCACGGGCACGUGGAACAUGGGCGGGGACACCACAGGUUACCAGGGAUACACGGAUCAGUACGGGACAUGGUACCAACAGUAGCGCCUGGCUUAGGGUGAGAGAGUAUUGGCAAGUGCUGGAUUUGUGCUGAGUGAAAGGUUCUAGAGAAGUUAUGGUACCUACCAUACUACUGUCUGUAGAAGUUGUGGUACCUACCAUACUUGUGGUUCCUUGAGUGAAUGGUUUGGCUCAGUUAAAAAGUAUGUUGAAUUUGAGAGUUGCCGAACUAUCUGGUUGUUUUGUUAAUAUGGGGCAUAGCCAGGAUUCCAAGGCUUAGGGGGAGGGUGCCAAAGGUAAAGGUUAAUAGUGGUAGGAGACAAACAUGAUAGGUGAAGAUGUCAUUAGGGAAUAGGGAAGGUACCUUCAGUGGAAUUUGAAGCAAAGUCAUUAGAUUUUUUUUAUUAUCAAAUUACAUACAGCAGAACCAUAAACUCAACUUUAAAAAAUUAGACAUUUGAAUUUAAACUAUACAGAGAGUAUAGAACUACAUACUAGAUUAUACAGAGCUAUGUAAAUGCAAAGUUUUAUAUAAUACAAUGAUAGCUUGUUUACUUGUAAAUAUCAAAGUAAUCUGGAUAUUUUUGGUAGGGAUUUAUGGCUGAAUAACCUCCCUUUUCUUUCCCUGACCCUUGGCUAUGCCUGUAAGUAACCAAAAACUUAGAUAACUAAUAAAUUCUGAUGUUUUUUUAUAAUACUUUGCCUACAUUUAGUAUUAUAAGGUUUAAUUUUCUCUGUGCUUUUGUGAAUUUUAGUAGUUCACUUUAAAAAAUAAUGAAUUGUAAAUAAUCAAUGGUUAAAUCCGUUGGACAACUCAUUAAUUUUUAUGACAGCAAGUAUGCAGCUGUUUUAAUGAAUUAGAUGUUUCUGUAUAUUUUUGGUUUAGCUAGACAUUAAGAUUUGUAUUGCUAUUUUGAUUUUGCUGUACACAGAGUUAUGAUUUCUUACUGAUAUGGCAAAUGAUUGAAUAUGAUUGAAUGUGGUUCAUGUGAAAACACAGUAGAACCUCUUCUCCAUGUGUCUGUUCAGCAGAAUAUUUCUUGUUUAUUGAAGUGGUAGUAAGCAUUUGCACUAUUUUUUAUUAUCCUACAGACAAAAAUAAAUUAGGGCUUUGAUUUUUUUUUGUUAUUAAAAACUGGAGUAGGAAGACAAAUGUUAAGUGACAUCAGCAAUUUUUGUACAAUUGCUUUGGUGAUGACUUAGAACUACUUAAAAGCAUCUGUCGUCAUGUCAUUUUGCUUACACUUCUACCAUAAAAGUUCUUGCUAUGCUUACAUAAUUUUUGGGUGAAAAAAAGAACAAAAAUCUGAUCAUGUUUGAUUCUAUUUUAUAGCUCAGCCUCUGACUUGAGUCACACCAUUUCUGUACCAAUAGUUGCCAAUGAUCCAGGCAAUGGUUCUAUACACGUAGCUUAUGUACUGUGAGGGAGUGGGGUGUAACUAAGGUUCUACUGUGUCUCUUCUUUGUUGUAUACACAAUUUUUGCCUGCGUGGUCAAUUAUUUCACUGAAUAUGUUGUUAAACAUGUUUCCAUUUUCUGUAAAUAAAAUGUUUCCAC